Prorocentrum cordatum is the source of this 1290-nucleotide messenger RNA. Lineage: Eukaryota; Dinophyceae; Prorocentrales; Prorocentraceae. The record is from the annotation of a GenBank genome assembly.
AUGCCAACAUUAGACGCAGAAUCAGCCCCAGCAUCGAAGACACCGACGAUCCCAGCCGUAGAGCCAGCAUUAGCGGCAUCAUCAGCCGUCACCACCGACGCCAGCAUCGACUCCAGCAUUGACGCCAGUAACGCCCCCACCACCGACGCCAGCAAUGACGCCAGCAUCAGCCCCAGUACCACCGCCAGCAUUAGAGACGCCAGCGACUCCAGCACCGGAGCCAGCAUCAGUGGCAGCACCAACCCCACCAUCUCCGCCAGCACCGACACUAGCAACGACACCAGCACUGCCCCCACCAUCGACGCCAGCUCAGACGCCAGCACCAACAUCAGCUUCAGCGCCAGCAUCGAAGACGCCAGCGACUCCAGCGCUGGAGUCACUACAGUCAGCAUCAGCGUCACCACCGACGCAAGCAUCGACUCCAGCAGUGGCACCAGCACUGCUCCCACCACCGACGCCAGCACCGACGCCUGCAUCAAUCCCAGAAUCAGCGCCAGGAUCGAAGACUCCAGAGAUUUCAGCACAGGAGCAUGCAUCGACGUCAGCAUCAGCGUCAUUACCGACGCCAGCAGUAUUCACACCAGUUCUGCACCCACCAUCGACGCCAGCACCGAAUCCAUCAUCGGCCCCAGCGCCAGCACCGAAGAUGCCAGCGACCCCAGCACCAGAGCCAGCAUCAGCGUCAUCACUGACGCCUGCAUCAACCCCAGCACCAGCGCCAGAUUCAAAGACGCCAGCAACUCCAGCACCAGAACCAGCAUCAGCGUCAACACCACCGUCACUACCGACGCCAGCAUCGACUCCACCAUCGAAAUCAGUUCUGUGCAGGGGCAGGGGCUGCGCGGCAUGCCCGGCAGUCACCCUCCCCCACCCAGAGACCCGAAGAAGCACCACGAGGUCAAGCACCACGAGGUGAAGGGCCUGGGUCACAACACCACGAAGCCACCACCAACACUAGCAUCGACUCCAGCAUCGACGCCGACACCGACGUACGCAGCAAACCCAGCAUCAGCGCCAGCAUCGAAGACGCCAGCGACUUCUGCACGGGAACCAGCAUCAGCGUCAACACCACAGCCACUCCCGACGCCAGCAUCGACCCCAGCGCCGACACCAGAUUCCUUACGCGCUUCCGGCGCCGACACCAGCUUCCGACCAGCUUCUGACACCAGCACCAGCACUAGAGCCGACACAGGCGACGCCAGCGCCACACCUCGAACCAGGUACAAGACGACCUUGGUUUCCGAGCCUUGCCGCGCUACUGGCGACACCACCGCACAACGCACCUUCUAG